AAAUAAUUGAAAUUGAAUAAAGAAACAAGAAAAAAAAAUUAAAGAACUAAAUUUGCAUUGCAAAUAAUUUAGAAAAUCAAUGAAAGAUGGCUGUAUCAGCACUUAAUAUGACACCAUAUUUUUCUGGAUAUCCUUUUCAAGGACAAGGACGUGUCAAUCAAUUAGGUGGCGUUUUCAUAAAUGGUCGACCAUUACCAAAUCAUAUUCGAUUAAAAAUUGUUGAAAUGGCUGCCGCUGGUAUUAGACCUUGUGUUAUUAGCCGACAAUUAAGAGUUUCUCAUGGUUGUGUUUCGAAAAUCUUGAAUAGAUAUCAAGAAACUGGAUCUAUAAGGCCUGGAGUAAUUGGUGGAUCAAAACCACGUGUAGCUACACCAGAAAUUGAAACAAAAAUUGAAGAAAUGAAAAAAGAAAAUCCUGGUAUUUUUAGUUGGGAAAUUCGUGCUAAAUUAAUUGAACUUGGAAUAUGUGAUAAAACUUCAGCACCAUCUGUUAGUUCAAUUAGCCGUUUAUUACGUGGUGGAUUACGAGGUGAUGAAUCAAUUGGAAGUACUCGUAGUCAUUCAAUUGAUGGAAUAUUAGGUUCAUCUUGUGAAGAUAGUGAUACAGAAUCUGAACCUGGUAUACAAUUAAAACGUAAACAACGUCGUUCACGUACAACAUUUUCCGGUGAUCAAUUGGAUGCUUUAGAAAAAGCUUUUUCACGUACACAAUAUCCUGAUGUUUAUACACGUGAAGAGUUAGCACAAAAAACACGAUUAACGGAAGCACGUGUUCAAGUGUGGUUUUCAAAUAGGCGUGCACGUUUACGUAAGCAAUUGAAUGGUCAGUCAUUAUCAUCAUUUAAUACGAGUUUAUCAACUUCAGGAUUUAUGUCAAAUCCUACAACAUCGUAUGGCUCUUCAUCUACUCAACAUACACUAUCAGCAACUACAAAUCCUACAUCUGGUAACACUUUUAUUCCACCAACAACCGGAACUUGGCCAUCUCAUUCAACAUAUGGCAUUUCUGAUCAUCACAAUUCUACUGGUGGUACUCUUCAAAAUCAACAGUCAUCAAAUAUAAAUCAUCAUUUAAUUGGAUCUUCUGUAUCGAUGUCACCACCAGCUAGUUCUAGUUCUAUGAGUCCAGUUUCAUUAAGUCCAGUUCAUAAUUCACAAGUAUCUGGAAAUGAAAAUGUUAUUGCAAAUACUCCAAUCGGCAGCAAUUAUUCUUAUAUAAAUUCUUUUGAUCAACAAUUGCCAUAUUCAUCAUCAUCUAGUUAUGGAAAUAGUUCUGUUAAUAAUACCGCACCAAUUAGUAAUUCGGCUGAUUUUGCAACACAAUGGAAAUCACCUUUUGUACAACAAUCAAAAUAUUCAUCGGCAGCGGCAGCAGCAGCUGCAGCUUCUGAAUGGGAAAAUUAUAGUUCGUUUUUAAGCAACAAUCAUCAUCAUCAUCAUCACCCACAUAUGACAAAUUUCCAUCAUAGCUCAAUGGAAUCUAAAUCUGCAUAUCAUUAUCCUAUUCCUCAUAUGGGUGGCUUUGAAAUGAGCCGAGUUCAUUAG
Condylostylus longicornis is the source of this 1544-nucleotide messenger RNA. It is a transcript of the gene gsb, whose product is annotated as protein gooseberry. The coding region runs from base 87 to 1544 and encodes 485 amino acids. The record is from RefSeq and is a predicted model, not a curated record. Gene Ontology annotation, biological process: anatomical structure development; regulation of transcription by RNA polymerase II. Gene Ontology annotation, molecular function: DNA-binding transcription factor activity, RNA polymerase II-specific; RNA polymerase II cis-regulatory region sequence-specific DNA binding. The transcript has 2 exons. NCBI's taxonomy places the organism in Eukaryota, Metazoa, Arthropoda, Insecta, Diptera, Dolichopodidae.